UGCAUAAUAUUGUAGAUUUUGAUAAUUAUUUAUAUCGUUGAUGCUUUCAUUGUUCUUUGGUACUGAUAAUGAACUAACUAGUCUAACCAUAAAUAAUGUUACAUAAAAACCUACCUUUUUUCAACUUUAUAAUUAUGCAUUUUCAUUUGUAACAGAACUUACGGCUGGACAAUAUACCUAUUGUUAACAUUAUUCAUUCACCGAUUUUAUCUUUGUUAAUUUACCUUUUUGGUAAAUAAACAUAUAAAUGGGGGCAGAAAAUUCCAGACCUAAAUCUAGCAUAAGUAACUAUGAGUUAGAAGUUGCACUUGAAAGACAAAGAAAAGUAUAUGAAAGUCAGACACAAGCAUUACUACAAAUUCAACGGGACGCUUUAGUUAAAUCACAGGAAAAACAAAGAACAAGUGAAGUUACAAGCAGCACUUGGAAUACCCCAGGUUCAUCAGUAACAAAUUCAUUAUAUCCUAAUCUGCCAGGCCCGUCAAAUGGAAACCCAUUCGCCCCGCCAGAUUUACCCCUUAAUAGGAAUUUGUUUGUGCAAAAUGUGGAACCAGCCUAUUUAGAUAACAGUUUUCAAGUUCAGAAUCAAUACUUGACACCAUCGGCUCCACCGCUACCGAUUAAUACGCAAGAAACGCAAUCUCGUACCAUGCAACCGCAUCGACCACAAACAAUUGGUCAACGAUUAAAUAAAUUCAAUUUUCAGCGUUGUCCCAAUUACCUACAUGGAUGCUCAUUGCGUUUCGAAAAACAUCAACUUACUGCCCACGUAGAAGAAUGUCCUUUCAAUGAUUUAAUCUGUCCCAUGAACAGUUUAAAUGGAUGCUCAUGGAAAGGCAAGAUUCACGAUAUCAAAGUCCAUUUCGCCGAAUUUCAUCCUCAAUGUACAAAAAUCCAAAUAAAUAAGGAGGACACUUUACACAUCUGUGGUAACUAUCAGUUCGUGAAUUUAAUUACUCUUGACUCAUACAAUUUUUUAUUCCACCUACAAGUAGACCAACACAAUAAAAAAAUUAGCUUUGGAGUGCAACUUAUCGGUACAAAGGUCAGCGCAGCGAAAUGGACAUAUGAAGUUCGGGUUUAUAAUAAAAAAGAGCCCCGUAGGUUAUUCAAGUACGUUGACAAAUGCCACUCGAAUUGUGUACCGCUCCAAGUCAUCACAGACCAAUUUGCUACAAUGAGCCUCGAUUAUGCCAAAACAUUCUCGGAGCAAAAUAUAAUAACAUUUAGGAUUUUCUUGAGAAAAGAUAUUUUUCCAAGUGAAAAAAAAGAACAAUAUAAAGAGAAACCACCUCGCCGACAAUGAUAUAAAAUUAGUGAGGAAAUUUUUUAACUAUCAAAAAUUUUAAAAUCAAUCAAUAAAAGCAAUCCAAAAAUGUAACUAUUGAGUUCUACUUUUAGUGAUUGAUUAAAAUUUGUAUUUAGAGCGAAAAUGUCCGUCAAAAAUUCAGCUCCAAUUUUGAGCCUAAUAUACAAUGUGUAUAAAUGUAAAUUUUCUUUAUUAAAGUUUAGCUCAACGCCAUAAAUUAUAUUGUUACGGUUAAAUUUUUCAUAGUAAAACUAGGGCGACGCUCUAACGUGUAUUUCUAUAAGUCUUUUCUUUUCCUUAACAUACCAGAGAAACGCUUAGAUUUUUUAUUCUAAUCUGGCAACCCUAAUUACUUAGCAACUGCUAAAAAAAUUGUAUUUUUAUGUCUCACAUUCCUUAUAACAUUGAGACACAUGCUAUAUAACAUUGUAUCCAACCACAAACCAAGUAUCUUAACUAGUAAAUUAGCAUUUAACUUAAUAAUUUGCCAUAUUUUUCUAGUUAGCUAUUUUUGUUUUUUUGAAAAUAUAUGACAUUCAAUGGGUUAAGUUCUGUUAUAAACCUAAGUUUAAUAUAACAUUAAGAAACACUAAUUAGAUACUUGCUAAGGUUUUUUUAUAUAAUAAACCUCAGAGAGCUAAUAAUUUUACGUUUACAAAUUUGACUAUUUACACAGCUUGAAAUUUCGCUAGGGAUUUUCUUAUUUAGGGUAACUGACGGCAACUAAAUCCUGACCUUUGACACUACAAUGUAAAGUAUAUCUAGUACUAGUAGAGCGGAUCAAUUAAUCAAGACACAUGCGUCGACGCGGAGCUAAUAUUUAUCUGAGACUAAUGCUUGUAAAAUUUAACAAAUUUGUAAAUCAAAUUUAUUCAUAACAGAUUCAUACCUCUAUAUCACGACCACAAAAUUGUACCUAAAGGCUAAAAAUUGUUAAAUAGGUGCUUGGUAUGACAUUUCUAAUGAAAAAGCUUACAAAAAUUGUGACGCUCCUAGAAUAACUUAAAUUGAGGUUGGGGGUGGGGCAUGACUCGAUUGAUCCACGCUUGGGUGGAUGUAUACUGUACUAGUAAACAAAUUAUAUUAUUGCUAUAGCAAUAACGCAGAAUGUACACCCAAAAUCAAUUACAUAGAACUGAGAUGCCGAGAAUGAGACUCGCAUUGAUCAAAAUUUAUGAUGGAAGAUCCCACCCAAUCUAGCCAGUACGUUUUACGUCUUUACUACGAAAGAGAUCAGUUUGAAUAUCCUUUCAUGAUUUGUGAAUUUAAUCUAGAAUCUGUUCAAAUAUUACGUAAGCACUAUAGGGGUUUUUGGUGAUUAUUUUAUUAGUAUAUUUUUAUUUUCUAAUGUGUGAUUACGUCAACAGUAAUUUACUUUUUUCACAUAUUAUCCAGUCUUUGCUUGAAAACGAAAUGCAUUUUCGGGGAUUCCUACAAAAAAUUAAUAUGUUUAUGUAUGUGUAUUAUUCUUUAAAGCUUUGCUUACUUUUGCCGACAAUUCCUCUUGUCAAUUCUUUCGAUAAAUUGCAGUAAAUCUUACGUAAUAUUUGAACGGCCCCAUAUUAGUUACAUUAACUAUAAGAUCUGACAAUGAUACUUGUGAAAUGUUUUAUUUUUUAUUAUUCUUUACUUUUUAAAUAUAUACUAGACCUUUACUUUCCUUACAACAAACCUUAGUAUUUUUAAAUUGUGGGUGAAGUCAAAAUUACUUUAAGAUCCUAAGGCCUUUACUAAUAGGUAGGCUUGUUAUUAAGUGUCUGUAUUAAUGAUAACAUUAAUAUAAAUUUAAUCAGCUAAAAUGUGUAUUUAAUUGUUUGUAUGCUAUAGUUUUAUUUCACUGUCCAUGGAAAUAAAUCAUUUUAAAAAU
Pieris brassicae (large cabbage white) is the source of this 3176-nucleotide messenger RNA. RefSeq lists its product as uncharacterized. The transcript has 8 exons. Bases 248 to 1306 code for a protein of 352 amino acids. NCBI's taxonomy places the organism in Eukaryota, Metazoa, Arthropoda, Insecta, Lepidoptera, Pieridae. Gene Ontology annotation, molecular function: zinc ion binding; ubiquitin protein ligase activity; ubiquitin conjugating enzyme binding. The record is from RefSeq and is a predicted model, not a curated record. Gene Ontology annotation, biological process: multicellular organism development; proteasome-mediated ubiquitin-dependent protein catabolic process. Gene Ontology annotation, cellular component: cytoplasm.